Molecule: messenger RNA, 4465 nt
Organism: Dichomitus squalens LYAD-421 SS1
Lineage: Eukaryota; Fungi; Basidiomycota; Agaricomycetes; Polyporales; Polyporaceae
Exons: 8
Coding region: 35-3814 (1259 amino acids)
Biological process (GO): nuclear-transcribed mRNA catabolic process, nonsense-mediated decay
Cellular component (GO): telomerase holoenzyme complex
Molecular function (GO): telomeric repeat DNA binding; telomerase RNA binding; protein binding
Source: RefSeq, a predicted model, not a curated record
CGACGCGCUCCAUAAUAUCCCUCGUUCUCCAGCCAUGCAGGAGCCCACUCACACAAAAAUCGCAACAGCCUCCAGGAAGGGCAAGGAGAGAGAGGGCGCACAGCCAGAUAUUGCAGACAGGAUUAUCGCCCUCAGGCGCAAGCAAGCUACCGCGGCUCCCCGCGAAAGACCAGACCGGCCUUCACAACCUUCCACUUCCUCCCCGAGAUUGUCCACCGCGCGUCCAUCCUCGCCACGAAAGUCGUAUGCGCCUCCCGUUUCACAUCCAAACAUCAUUGUGUCGGAGGCGUCCCCAUCGCACAUGGAAGCCGACGCAGACGACUUCUCGCGUCGCCUCAAGAUCUCGCCUCAUUCCCCCCGUGCUGCGCAUGCGCGACCUGCUGCGAACGGCAGUCCCGGUAAACUAUACAACCCCAACUCGGAUCCCAUCCGCCGCCCCGUCAUCUCCGCCGAGCCAGACGCAAUGUCGGACGCCGCUUCCUCCUCACAUUCCCCGCGCGCGAUGCCCUCAAGAGCUCAGCAACCCGCGCAGACUUCGAGAGGCGCUCCCGACUCUCAUCGACAACUCUUCGACCCGCGCAAGCACGACGCAGUGCUCUUCUCGGCUCAGAACCGACAUCAUGCCCCGAGCGCGCCCCCCACCAACUCUCCCAACGCUGGACGUCCCACGCCCACGCCCAAGUCCUCCGGCGACUGGGUGUCCGCCUCUUCGACAUCAUCGGCAUCUUAUGCGCAGUCGACGAUCUCCUCCAACUUCACCCUAUCCUCCGCCACCGACUCCUCGUCGGCCUCCUCCGCUCUCUUCGAUUCCUCCAAUCCCGCCGGUCGGAGGUCCGAAGACAGCGCCUCCAGCGCGAACGCCUUCUCGCGCAAGCUCAAGGAGGUGUACCGCACAAUCAGCGGCCUGGAGAGCAAGCUCCUCGGGAAUGACCGUGAUCGGGAGCGCGGAGAUGACGGCGAGCGCGCAGCGCAGCGAGGGGUCUUGAUCAAGGGGCGCCCUGCGAACUCCGGGGCCGCGCGAGACGCCACGGACGAGGAGGGCGAGUCUGAGCGUUGGCGGAAGCUCGUAGCCGGGCACCAGCAACUGGCGGAGAGCAUACGCGAGAUGCUAGCUCUGACUUUGGCGCCCACGGUCCCCGCAUCUCUGAAGAACAUUCCGCAGAAGUACAAUCUCAUCAUCCGUUUGUGGUCGCAUGCGUUUUAUCAUCUGCUCGAAUCCCUUCGCCAUGCGGCACGUCCCCCGACCAGUUCGUUGGUCGCGUUGGAGUAUCUGCAACAAUUCCUCAAUUAUGCGUACGUCUUUUACGGUGGUCUCAUCGAGGAGAGGAACUUCGCGCAAUAUCGCAGCGCUUUCUUGGAAGCGUUGGGCGAUCUUUCCAGGUACUGGAUGGCCGUGAGCGCGCUGCUUGAAGGGACGCACACUUCGAGCAACACCCUCACGGCGUCUGCCGUCGCGACGAACAAUCUUCUCUCAUCGAACACCCCCCGUCCGUCAUCGCCCAACCCCCCCGCUACCGAUCUGCCAUCCGCUGCGGUCUCGCCCACGCCAGCACGCAUCGACGACAGCCCGCAAUCUUCGGAAGCCGAGAUGCCUCUCGGGGCUGACGCCGUCGCAGGUGCUGCGGCAGCCCACAUGCACAAUAUUCCUAGCGUAGGGCAGGAGGCCGCGCGCCUCAUGGAACUCGAUUCUGACAAGGAACGCUGGCGUCAAGUCGCGAAGGACUGGUUCGCGCGCGGGCUCGCCAUCACGCCGAACUCGGGCAAACUGCAGCACCAUCUCGGACUGCUGUGCCGCGAUAAGGACGGCACGGACGAGGAGCUCCGCGGGGUGUACCACUUCGUCAAGAGCAUGGUCGCUUUCCACCCGUUCUCUACUGCGCGCGAAUCCGUGCUCGCGAUGUGGUCUCCGGCAGCGCAGGCCCGGCGCCAGGCGCCUGACGCGCGUCUCACGGAGCUCUUCGUCCUCCUGCACGGGAUGCUGUUCACCAACAUCCAGCUCGACGACUUCAAGCGCGUUCUGGAGCGCUUCCAAGAGAAGCUCGAGAUCGGAGAUGGCGAGCAGGUCGAAGAGCGCGAGUGGAUCAUGAUGGCCCUGAUCAACAUCGGGUCUCUGCUCGAAUACGGCCGCCAGACCGCCGUGCUGCGUCGCGUCUCGGGCAUCGAGACCCGUAGCGUCGGUGGUCCCAGCCUCAGCCCCACCCUCCCGACUGGAGUCACCGCGGGCAGGAUAAAGGUCCUCAUGGCCAAGCGUCUCGACGGCGACACCUCCCGCAUGGACAUCGACGACGAGGACGGCGAAGGCAGGCAGGGCGCGAGCGAGACCCCCGACGGCUCGACCCCGACCGCGCAGGAGCCAGAGCUCCCCGCCACGCUCAAGCACGCGAUGCAGUUGACGUUCAUGAUGCUCUCGCACACGCUCCGUCAUCCCUUGCGCCGCCCGAGCGAGUACGCGACCCCGACGCUCAACCCCUACAACACGAUCAUGCUCACCUUCCUCGCGACCGUCCUCCGCGAGCCGUCCGCCCGCUCCGCGCUCGAGCGCUCGAUCCCGUGGGAGGAGCUCGCGGCGUUCCUGACGACGAUCCCCCGGCGCGACGUCCUGCGCGAGCACCAGAAGGCGAGCGCGGAGAGCGGCCUCCUGCUCACGAGCGGGUGCACGCCCCUCCCGGAGGACUGGUGCGUGCGCGGGAUGGGCUGGGGCGGCAAGAAGGUCUUCGAGCGCGGGUUCUGGACGAAGGACGCCGACGCGGCCGGGGAGGAGCGCAACGUCGAGGUCGAGGUGCUCGACCGCGUGGAGGCGCCCGAGUCCGCGAUGGAGGACGUGAUGGAGGACGACGGCGACGAGCGCCGGGCGAGCGACCAGUCGCCCGAGAAGCGGCGCUGGGUCCGCCUCGCCCGCGCGGGCUUGCGUAUCGCGCGCGACGUGCACGGCUUCAAGUUUGCGCCCGCUUCGCCUGCGGAGGGCCGGCCGGCGUGGAAGGUCGAGGGCGCGCUCGCGGAUAAGGUCGCUCGGUGGAAGGAGGAGAAGCGUAUCGAGCGCGAGGCCGAGGCGCAGCGGCUGCGGGGGACUCGGUGGGAGGACGACUCGAUGGAGGUGGACGACGACGAGGAUAUGCGCGUAGACGGCGAGUCGACUGAGGACGAGGGGGACUCGGAGGAGAUUCGCAAGCUCAAGGCGCGCAGGCAGUAUCUGCAGACGCUCCUCGAGACCGGCCAGCGCGAGCCGCGUCGACGCCCGCGUGGCCCUCGCAAGGCGGACGCUGGUCGCCCAUCGCUUCGACUGGUCCCUGGCUACUCCGUGCUCGUGGUCGACACGAACAUCUUGCUCUCGUCGCUAGCCGAGUUCUCCGCGCUCGUCGAGUCAGGCCGCUGGACCGUGGUCGUCCCGCUGCCGGUGAUUAUGGAGCUCGAUAGCCAGGCUCACGGCAACGCGACGCCACUAGGGCAAGCCGCCGCGGCCGCGCUCAAGUAUAUCACCGCCAGCAUCCGCACUCACUCCGCGUCGCUCAAGGUGCAGACGUCGCGCGGCAACUACCUGACCAAUCUCAACGUCCGGACGGAGCAAGUCGACUUUUCGAGCAACACUUGGGAGCGCAACAUGGACGAUCUGAUCCUGCGCGCGGCGCUUUGGCAGGACGAGCACUGGGCCGAUCGCUCUUCGAUGCUCAAGGCUGACGCGACCAAGGAUACGGCAGGCGCAGCCAAGGUCGUGUUGCUCAGCUUCGAUCGUCUGCUGCGCCUCAAAGCCCGCUCGAGACAGCUGGACGCCGCGAGCGAGCAGGAGCUCGCGGCUAUCCUCGCUCACGGUACAUAACGUAACCUUGUUGCGUACAAUCGACCUCCUGAGACCGGGCUCAUCGACCCAGUUUCACACAUACCAAUCAUAUGGCUGCCCUGCACAACGGCGCGGCACUUUCGUCCGGCGAGCUUGGCUUCCGCGCCGGUUUCGCCCCGCCUCCGAAUUCGUGAGGCCUUUGGCGCCCGCUCGCAGGUCUGGAAGCAGUUUCACGCCCGUGGGCGACAUCGGGUGCGACUCGCUCUACGCUCAGGCGUCAUGCAAUGGCGCCUGUGUGUUUCUGAUGGACUCUGUGGUUUGUGAGGCGGAGCGGCUCCGAGCCUAUCAUUUCACUUGUUUGCCUCCCCCCCUUUGCUCAUCUUCCGUCUCCCCCUCUCCCUCUCCUUUUCUGUUCCUUUCGCAUGGUCGUCCACUCUCUCGCUGUAUCAGAAAUCAACGUCCAUUAUCUCGCAUAUGUUAUUUAUCCGUACUACGCAAUAGCUUUGGUCGCAUCGUUCCGGUUUCUCAUCGCAUUCUUUCGAUAACAUAGCCCAUGCAAUACCCCAGGCCAUACCACCAACCAACCCCGUCGGCGUCCGUGUCGCAUCCGGUCCUUUCUUCCAUAUACUCCUGUCUCCGUGUUUUUACCAUCCCUUCGUGUUGUCAUAUUCUCUGUAUCAGCAUGUCUAC